Molecule: messenger RNA, 3823 nt
Organism: Stereum hirsutum FP-91666 SS1
Lineage: Eukaryota; Fungi; Basidiomycota; Agaricomycetes; Russulales; Stereaceae
Exons: 2
Coding region: 179-3106 (975 amino acids)
Biological process (GO): mRNA processing
Cellular component (GO): exon-exon junction complex
Molecular function (GO): mRNA binding
Source: RefSeq, a predicted model, not a curated record
CGCCUGCCCCUCACCGUCUUUGACAACCUCCACGUCGUUCUCCACGCCGCAAACGACAUCGUCCUCGGCACCUCAUCACCACCGUUUAAUACGCUGAAAAUCCGGACAAAUUAGCCCUAGUCUCUUGUCUUUCUAGUUCUACCACUUACUCGUCUCCUCUGCCACUUGCUCAGUCCAAAUGCCCGCUCCGACAACGAUCAGACACAACAAGUCAUCUUCUGCCAACCCACGCUCUCAACUUCAGACGAAGAAGAAGACUAGGAUCGUAAGGAGGCGAGGUCGGGCGCAGGACGGGAUCUACAGCGACGAAGAGUUCGAACGCGAAGCAAGGUCAGAUUCAGACUCUGAUCAAGACGACCGUUCCUCUAUCGACUCCUCUGAAGACUCCGAGACCGAACCGGCCUCAGAAGAUGUCCCCACCGUUUCUGCCCCCCAUCAGCACCAAGUGGACGUCGUGGAGCCUGGCUCAAGCUCUCACACCCCGCAACCUCCUGACGUCAACCGCAUUUCGGUCUCGAAAACGUCCCCAGCACUCCUAGGAGGGUCGACAGAUUGGUCGGAGAUGGUGGCGAAUGAGGCGCUAGACGAAAACGGAGAUGCGGAGCUUCCAGUCAUCGAUUUCGCCGACAUGGACCAUCAUGCGCCUGCGGCACGCUCACAGCCUUCGCAUGCGAAGCGCGGGAAGAAGGUCGCCGUUGAUCGUACUUCCUCCAUGUCUGCUGAGGCACCUGAACCUGAACCAACUUUGCCAGAAGAGGCCGACGUACCUGACUCGGAACCCUCGACUUCGACUCAUACAGCUCGUGGCAGAGGCGGGUCUCCCUAUUCUCGUCCGUAUGGCCAAACCGCUCGCCAGGCCUACCAAGAACGCCUCCAGAAAGAUCCUUCGUACGUUCCCGUUGUUGGCGAAUUUUGGGGCCACGAUGACCGGCUGUUGGACAAGGGGUUGAGAAGUCUGAGUAAUUGGUGGAGAGGACGCUGGCAGACACGAGGCAGAGGGCGGGGAGGGUUCGAUGGUGGAUUUGGACCGAGAGGGCGUGGAAGGGGCGGUUUUAUGGCUGGUGUGAGGCAGGAGCCGGAGCUGCCAGAGGAGGAGUUGCCACCCGUCGAACGACAGUGGACGCACGACGGGUUUGAGGAGCUGAAGAAGAGGGAGGAACGGCGUGCUGCGCCACCGCCACCCCCACAAAGAGGUGGUUUCAGAGGCGGUGCCCGUGGUGCCAGGGGUGGCUUCAUAAACAAUCGAGGUCGAGGGUUCGCCACUCGUCCCGCUUUCUCUCCAGCCGCUUCCUUCGACAGUUCUCCCAGUCGUCUGCCUCCAAAGGCCUCGCCUGCCGACACUUCGACCCGUACGUGGUUUGCCAUGAAGCCCGAGCGCGUCUUCACACAACGUUCUGAGUCCUCUUUAUUCUUCGACCAUGCGCUCAAACCUCGCGCUGGUAUGGGCUAUGGAUAUCGCGUCAAACUGCCUGGGAGAGGUGAAGCUCCUGUUAUCGUAAGAGCUCCGCCUCAGACGUGGGCUCCCCGUCCACCCUCACCUGUGCCUUCCGAGGUGGAGGAGGUCGAACGACUGUUCACUGUUCGACUACCUCCCCGCCCAGGGCAGAAGCAGGCGGUCGAAGCCUCCACAGAAGCCGUGCUGUCCCUGAAUGUCAGCACGGCGGAGCCCAAGGACACUGCACGUCAGAAGCCAUCCGAAGACGACACUCAGCCCAUCGCAAAACCACCGCCUGCUAGCAUCUCUAUUCCCUCCCCGGCCUCACCGUCCCUACCCACGCCUUCGUCAAUUGAACGGUCACCAUCCGUCGCGCCUGCUGUUAUACCUCCAGAAGAACUAACCCCCGAACCUACGGUUGAAGCGCCUUCUGAAGAAUCUCCCUCGCCCUCCUCUUCGACAGACGGCUGGAUCCACGCGCCCCCACCCGACUCAAUACCACCUACCGUGUCCCCUAUCGCAGAGCAUCCGGUACCAGCGCCUCCUAUGCUUCCACCCAUCCAGACCGUAUUUUCUCCAGUCGGCCACACCCCAUCGCCCCUCCCCUUCGGUUCUCCGUAUUCUUACCCUCCCGCACUCCCUUACCCUCCACCCCCCGGUGUCGUUCUUGACCAGAAUGGAAUGCCAUAUGACUACGCCACUGGACGCCCUGUGUACUUCCAACCUGCUCCUCUACCGGCACAACCCACUCAACCGCACCACGGUCAUCAUCUCAGCCACCAUUCUAUUUACGCGCCACCGAUGCAGCCUCCAGGUCUCCCCGCCCCUGCGCCACUGCCACCAAGAAGCGUAAUGCCCGCGCAUAUGCCUGGAAUGCCUUUCGUUCCCCAACACUUCCACCAUCACUCGACUGUCUCGCCUUCACCAGACUUCCAGGUACAGCAGCAAGAGCCUCGCGGUCCACCUCAAUACGCGCCUCAAGGACCUGGUGCGGGUCCGCCUUUGGGUGAGAUCUUCGUUCCACCGAGGCAGAGCAGCAGGAUUGAGAUUCGCAGACCUGGGGAAAAUGGAGCCAAUGGAUAUUCUCAUGAACCCAGCCGGAAGGACAUGAUGUCGCCGAGAGGACCUAGUCAUCUACGAUCGUCCGUGGUCGCCAGUGGCGAUGGUGAAGAGGAAGCUUCUGGUGCCGCUCCGUUAUCAGCAUCGAGCGCUCCAAAGACGCCCGCCGAAUUGGUGAAAGUACCCGAGUUUGUUCCUUCUCGGCACUCGCACUCGCAUUCUCAGAGCUUCAGCUUCACACAACCGCCACAAGAAUUCUAUCCUCCUCCCGGGCUUCCGCCGCUACCUUCGAACCAGCAAACUAUGAACGGCGACGAACAGCACCAACACGGGAUGGAGCAUCCGGCACAGAUGUAUAACCCAUACGCACCGCAGCCUCAACACCAUCAGCAGCAAUAUUACUAUGCCCCUCCUGGCCAGGCGGAAGGGUACGGCUACGAUGCUCAGUCACAGGGCUACGAAGGUUAUGAGUAUGGUCCGCAGAGUGCGAUGGGGCCUGGGUACGAGCCGCAGGUACAGGGUUAUGAUCCAAUGGUUGGCAUGCCGGGCAUGGGGUCGCCUUAUGAGAUGUAUGGUGGUCAGCCUCAUGGAGGGACGGUUUAUUAUACAUGAGGGCUCAUUCGUGGUCAUGGUUUGGUCGUGGUUGUGGCGGUUCAUGGGUUGGGGUGGCGACAGAUUGGGUGGCGGCUUGAUUCUGCUCUGCAAGUUGUGUUCUCCGAACGUUGCAUUAUUUCUAGCCAUUAACCUUGGGGUGUCUUUUCUUGCUUUUUCUUUCCUUUUCCUCCUGGUCUCCUUUUUUCUUCACUUGCGCUUGUCCGAUAGCGCGUCUUGACUCUGAGCUCUCGUGAUCCUCAUAUUCUUUACACGCAUGUGUACUUGCUCUCCCGGGUCGUAUCGUGUCCUUGUUUCUCCGCUCUACUUCGUUUCUCUCGGCUCAUAGGUCGUCUAUACAUCGGUAUCCAUACUUACAUAUAUAUUUGUAUACACAUACUACACGCAUCACCCUCCCGCUGCUCACCUGUCACGUACUCACAAUGCCUGUGUUAUCCUAUCACUUACCGUCCUGCAUUUUCCUUCUCCCUCUAUAUACAUUACCCAAUGUCGUUGAACUUGUCCUGUCUUCGCUCUUUUUUUUUGCCCUUCUCCUUUUCUGAUUCCCGCUUUUUCUUGUUUCGUAUAUUUCUCAUUUUGUCUUCAGUCUAUCUGCUCGUCGUCGUUUCGUUAUCAUCCCAACGCGUUGCUUGCUUCCCUUGCGCGUGCCUCGUCCGGUCUUUCCUCUUCUUUUCUUUAGAGCUUUCUUGUCUUUGUUCUCGUCAACUCGUACGUACG